AUGGACAGGGACCCGAGUGAGGAGGGUAGUGUGGUGGACCUCAGCUUCCAGGCCGAGCGUCCUCUGGCACCCCCUGCUGAACUCCUGGAAGGACUGCCCAGCUGUAACUGGCUUCUUCAGAGGGGCACAUGGCAGAUAUUCUCCCCACCUUCGGAGGCCCUGGGGAGGCCCCUGGCACCAACAUGCUGGUCCUCGUUCCUGGAACACAGCAGAGUUCCCGUGGUGACAGAGGAGGUGGCCCGGGAGGCUCUCCUCAGCUUCGUGAACUCCAAAUGCUGCUACCGCAGUGGUGCUGCAGGCAACCUGGUCAUCCGGGAACUGAGGCAGCAGACCCUCUGCAGGUACCGGCUGGAGACGUUCAGCGAAUCCAGAGAAAGCGAGUGGACGUUCCAGCCCUUCACUAACCACUUGGUAAACGGACCUCAACGAGGAACCUCCCCCAGGCUUUGGGAUAUCAAGGUCCAGGUCCCUCCGAUGUUUCAGGAAGACACCAGGAAGUUCCAAGUGCCUCACUCCUCGUUGGUCAAGGAAUGCCACAAAUGCCACGGGCGUGGACGUUACAAGUGCAGCGGCUGCCAUGGGGCAGGCAUGGUGCGGUGUCCAUCGUGCAGCGGAGCCAAGCGCAAAGCCAGGCAGCCCCGGCGGUGUCACAUGUGCUCGGGCUCUGGCAGGCGCAGGUGUAGCACGUGCUCAGGGAGGGGGAACAAGACAUGUGCCACCUGCAAGGGGGAGAGGAAGCUGGAGCACUUCGUCCUGCUGGUCAUCACGUGGAAGAACAGCCUGUUCGAGUUUGUGUCUGGGCGCCAGCUUCACUGCCCCUCGGAGCUGCUUGCCAAGGCCAAAGGAGAAAAUGUCUUCAGGGAUGAAAACGCGGUGGUGUACCCCAUUGUCGACUUCCCUCUACGGGACAUCUCCCUGGCCUCCCAGAGGGGCAUUGCAGAGCACAGUGCUAACCUGGCCUCACGCGCCCGCAUUCUGCAGCAGCGCCAGACCAUCGAGUUGAUCCCUCUCACAGAAGUUCAUUACUGGUACCAAGGAAAGACUUACGUCUACUACAUCUAUGGCACUGACCACCAGGUGCAUGUGGUGGACUACCCCGAGCGGUUCUGCUGCGGCUGCACCAUCAUCUGA
Molecule: messenger RNA, 1131 nt
Organism: Castor canadensis (American beaver)
Lineage: Eukaryota; Metazoa; Chordata; Mammalia; Rodentia; Castoridae
Gene: Ssuh2
Product: ssu-2 homolog
Molecular function (GO): heat shock protein binding
Source: RefSeq, a predicted model, not a curated record